Candida dubliniensis CD36 is the source of this 729-nucleotide messenger RNA. RefSeq lists its product as uncharacterized. The transcript has a single exon. The record is from RefSeq and is a predicted model, not a curated record. Bases 1 to 729 code for a protein of 242 amino acids. NCBI's taxonomy places the organism in Eukaryota, Fungi, Ascomycota, Pichiomycetes, Serinales, Debaryomycetaceae.
AUGACUGCUAUUACUACUACUACUUCAAGAUUACGGAAAUUUGACAAAUCAUUAAUCCAUGAAUCAACAUCAACAUCAACAUCAACAUCAACAUCUUCCACCAAAUCCAUUCACAACAUUGAUUUGAUUGAUAUUGAUGAUCAAAUCAAUUUAAUUGAUCAAUUGACAAUAACUAAUCAAAUCAAUUAUAAAAAAUCAAUGAAAUAUCUUAUUUAUUUAUAUAUUUUACAAAUUAUUUUGAUUUUAUCAUUAUCAUUAACCAUGGCUAAAACAAAACGUACAAGUAAUCCAACCAACAACAACAACAACAACAACAACAACAACAAGACGAAGAAGAAAAAUCAUCUUGAUCAACAAUUACAAUAUAUUUUAUUGAUUCUUCUGAUUUGUUUAAAUAUUAUUAAUGUUAAAUUUGGAACCAAUAGUAACAACAGUCAUAGUUUUCUGAAACGUUUAAUCAUAUGGAUUAAAUGGAUCAAUAGAUUAAUCACAUUACAAUUAAUUUAUAAUGGAUACUUGACCAUAAUAACGAAUACAUUGUCAUUACCAUUACCAUUACCAUUACCAUUACCAUUACCUAAUGUUAUUGAUCAAUAUCGAGGGAUAUUAUUUAUGAUAUUACCUGGAUUUAAUAUUUUAAUGCCAUGGUUAUUUUUAUAUUGGUAUAAACAUAUGGAUGAACUGGUUCAACAAUUGAAUGAAUUAAAAUAUGAAUAUAAAAAUGUUUAG